Lingula anatina is the source of this 1660-nucleotide messenger RNA. RefSeq lists its product as uncharacterized. Gene Ontology annotation, molecular function: GTPase activity; GTP binding. The record is from RefSeq and is a predicted model, not a curated record. Gene Ontology annotation, biological process: phagosome-lysosome fusion. Lineage: Eukaryota; Metazoa; Brachiopoda; Lingulata; Lingulida; Lingulidae. Gene Ontology annotation, cellular component: late endosome; lysosome; phagocytic vesicle.
UUGACGGAGCGGUGUUAUUUAGAACAGUUCAUUUGCCGGGUAUAGGACGUCUGCGUGGUAGCAAGUCUGGGUAAAGUUUUAAAAGCGAUAAUAUUUAAUACAUAGAUCACUGACGUCGCCUAGAUCUCUAUCUGGGGUUUUAGAAGAACUUGUAGCUCAUUUGGACUGGGUUAGUUAAGGCCAACGUAGAGGCAGCAGGCAGACGAAGAACUUUCUUAUGACCUCGGAUACAUAGCAUUUAAACACAGGCGUUGAGUGGUGAGGGAAACAAAGCCAGACAAAGCCGUGACGACGUUAAUGGGACGGGCGAAUGGCAGUACUGCACGGACGGCAAAAGACGACGGACAAUAGUUGAAAUAGAACACUGGAUCGACGGAUAUGGGUUUCAAGGACACUGCGCGUGCAAUAGGACCGGAGAGCUUCGGCCUCGUGCUUGUCCUGGGACUGGCCGUGGUGUUCGUGCUGGCGUUCACCAACCAACUCCCCUUUCUCCCCGCCGUCGACAAGAACUUGCAGACCUGGGGCAGUUUGGUGGGAAUAGCCUUUGCCGUCCCCAGCACUCUGAUAUCUGUUAAACUAGGGAUGCGGGCUAGGAAAAAGGUGGCUGCGUUGAGGGAGAAGGACGUAGAAAGGCAGGCGCUUCUGCAUCAUGAAGUUCACGAAAGUUAUCGUUCUAUCGAGGCUUUUCGAGAACAGAGCGAAAGCAUGAUAAAACAGCUGGAACAUGCUAUUUCGCAGAAUAAGGAGAUUUUACAAGUCCUGCGUUCCCCAGAGGCGCCUAUAAAAACUGUAAAACCACAAAAGCCCAAACUUGAAAUGAAGAUGGUCCUAUUAGGAGAAGCCGAUACGGGAAAGACCACUCUCAAGGACAGGUGGUUGUUCAAAUCGUCUCUCAGAAAAGAUUACAAAGCCACGACCGACGCCGAGUGUGGCGUAGGUCACGUGAAUACAACUGCUGGUGCCGUUGCCAUACAAGUUUGGGACACAGCCGGACACGAUAAAUUAACGCACAAAGCGAAAAAAUAUUACAGUGGGAGCAACUGCUGUGGCAUCGUGUUUGAUGUGUCCCGCCACGAGACAUACUUAAAAGCAGUGCGCUGGUACGAAGACUUUCUCUCUCACGGCCCCGGCGAUGACGCCUUCGUAGCUUUUAUAGGCAACAAGGUCGAUCUACCCUGGGAUCCCCAACUGCCGUCCAGAAAGGAACUGGAACAUAAUAUAGACCACCCGUGCUUUUUUGUAUCGACCAAAACGGGGUUAAAUGUUGAUCACGCGUUUGAUAUGAUGUCACUUGGGGCCGUUGUUAAGCAUCGUCUGGUUGACCGAAAGCAAGCGUCUUUAAAGAAGCAAGAAAAUCGCAGACGACAAACUAUGAUUAGGAGAGAAACCGCGCCUGUAAUGAGUAUACAAUAUGCAUAAAUUUUGUGCGAUUUACGAAUGAGUUUAGUGGUACAUGGGAAUCGACUUGAUCCAAAGGACCGGCAGCAAUAUGACCAUUCCUUAGAUUAUCCAAAAGUGGCCAGACCCUUUCCGCCUUACUUCAGUUUUACGCUGGAAAAAACAUUGAAAAUGAGAACUGGUCACCAAAUUUCCAAAUUGGACCAAGACUGACUGUGUUGCGUAGGCCUGUCGACAAUUUUCGCGUUUUUUUUUUUUUUUU